AGAAUACGGCCGGGCGCGCCAUCUUUUCUCCCGGCUUCUCUCCCCAGGAGCACACGUUGUUGAAAAUAGGAGAGUGAUACGCAGUAAUACCACUGAGUUAUUUCACAUUCUUCUACCUGGAAGACGGAGAAGACAGAAGGGAGGCUACUGGGGGUGAGCUGAUCUUGGUGUGGCCUUCCUCCAUUGUCAGGGGAAACAGCAUCUGUUCUGCAAAGGUUUUGAGAGAAGGCAGCUAAAAUGUCAGAGAAACCGACCAGAAUCGCAAUUGUGAACCAUGACAAGUGCAAACCCAAGAAAUGCCGGCAGGAGUGCAAGAAGAGCUGUCCAGUGGUGCGAAUGGGCAAGCUUUGCAUAGAGGUCACAUCACAAAGCAAAAUAGCAUGGAUCUCUGAAUCUCUCUGCAUCGGAUGUGGAAUCUGCAUUAAGAAAUGCCCUUUUGGGGCCAUAUCAAUUGUCAAUCUGCCAAGCAACAUGGAAAAAGAGACAACGCACAGAUACUGUGCCAAUUCCUUCAAGCUGCAUAGGCUGCCUAUCCCCAGGCCUGGCGAGGUUCUCGGAUUAGUCGGGACCAACGGUAUCGGGAAGUCGACGGCUCUGAAGAUCCUCGCUGGAAAACAGAAGCCAAACCUGGGAAAGUAUGAUGCGCCUCCGGACUGGCAAGAGAUACUCACCUAUUUCCGAGGUUCUGAACUGCAGAAUUACUUCACCAAAAUCCUGGAGGAUGACCUGAAGGCUAUAGUCAAGCCCCAGUAUGUGGAUCAGAUCCCCAAAACCGUGAAGGGGUCUGUGGGAUCCAUCCUCAGCAGGAAAGAUGACACCAAAACCGAAAAAAUCAUUUGUGACCAGCUGGAUCUGACCCAUCUCAGGGACAGGAACGUAGAGGACCUAUCAGGAGGAGAACUGCAGCGCUUCGCUUGCGCUGUGGUGUGCAUCCAAAGAGCAGACAUCUUCAUGUUCGACGAGCCGUCCAGUUACUUGGAUGUGAAGCAGCGCUUGAAGGCUGCCAUCACCAUUCGCUCCCUCAUCACCCCAGACAGGUAUAUCAUUGUUGUGGAGCACGACUUGAGUGUCCUGGACUAUCUAUCCGACUUCAUCUGCUGUCUGUAUGGAGUCCCAAGCGCUUACGGGGUGGUCACCAUGCCUUUCAGCGUUCGGGAAGGCAUUAAUAUCUUCCUGGACGGUUACGUGCCCACGGAGAACCUGCGUUUCCGAGAGACCUCGCUGGUGUUCAAGGUGGCCGAGACGGCCAACGAAGAGGAGAUCAAGAAGAUGUGCCGCUACCAGUACCCACACAUGAAGAAGGCCAUGGGCGACUUUGAGCUGGAGAUCAUCGAGGGAGAGUUCACCGACUCUGAGAUCAUGGUCAUGCUGGGAGAGAACGGCACUGGCAAAACUACGUUCAUCAGAAUGCUUGCGGGCCGCCUUAAACCCGAUGAAGGAGGGGAGGUGCCUCUCCUGAACGUCAGCUACAAGCCACAGAAGAUCAGCCCCAAAUUCAAAGGAAGUGUGCGCGCACUGCUUCACGAGAAGAUCCGAGACGCGUACACCCACCCGCAGUUCAUCACCGACGUCAUGAAACCCAUGCAGAUUGAGAGCAUCAUCGAUCAGGAUGUACAGAACCUGUCUGGAGGAGAGCUGCAGCGAGUGGCCCUGGCACUGUGUCUGGGCAAGCCGGCCGAUGUCUAUCUGAUCGACGAGCCCUCGGCCUACCUGGACUCAGAGCAGCGUCUCAUGGCUGCUAGGGUCGUCAAACGAUUCAUCCUUCACGCUAAGAAGACUGCCUUCGUGGUGGAGCACGACUUCAUCAUGGCGACCUACCUGGCAGACCGUGUCAUCGUGUUUGACGGUAUUCCAUCAAGGAGCACUGCUGCUAACACACCACAGACGCUGCUAGCCGGAAUGAACAAGUUUUUGGCACAGCUGGAGAUCACUUUCAGAAGAGACCCAAACAAUUUCCGACCAAGAAUCAACAAGAUGAACUCGAUCAAGGACGUGGAGCAGAAGAAGAGUGGCAACUAUUUCUUCCUGGAUGACUAAAUUCAUUCCUUAUAUGUUAAAGGCUUCCAUCAUACUACCGAAUAUUAAAUGCUACACAUUUGUUGGAAAAGCUGAACGUGUCCAGUUCCACUAACCGUAAAGAGAACAUCAUCGAUCGUUCAAAGCACCUACAUCACAGGUGUCAAACUCCAGUCCUGGAGGGCCAUAGUGUCUGCUGGUAUUUGGGGUGUUCUGGGUUCAUUCAAGUCGUUGAUUGGUUAAAGUAUCCACACGCCUUGUUCUCAAGGCCUUAAUUGAAACUGAUUGAAAGGAAACCACUAAAACCUGCAGACACUGCGGCCCCCUGGGAAUUCAGUUUGACACCCCUGACCUACAUGUAUGUUCCUGCUGACUGGACGUCAGUGGGGUUGGCUACACCAUUAUGACCAUAAGGACCGAGCAAGAGCAAGAUGUUUAAUCAACCGUUUAUUUUAAAAUAAAAUCCUAUUAAUUAAAGAGCCCAUUUCUCAAAUGUGCUGUGUGGUGAAUUUUUUCCCCACCUUCAGCACUACCAUAUUCUGGAAUUGGAAACCAUCUCCAAUUUAUAUGAAGGGUGUAACCCAGGGGUGCACAACAAGGGCCGAUCCGUUUCAGGAUUUUGUGCCAACUUCUGGUCUUAAUUCAAUCACAGUAAUUUUAAUUAACUGGCAUGUCAGAUAAAAUGAUUAUGUACUGGCUACAGCUGCAGACUGCAAGUGUAUCCUAAUGAUUUUACUGUGCUCAAGUGCAGGCUUGAACCAGGGUCAUUUAUAGAGCUGUUGGCAAAUUGGUUGGAACAAAAACCAGUACGCAGACCUGCCCUCGAGGACCGGAGUUGUGCACCUCUGGUGUAACUAGUCACAAACCGUUUUAGGAUUUCAUAUGAACUAUUAGCCGCCUUAUAAACAUUUUUAUUUAUACUUUUGACAAGGUGAGGACUGUUAUAAGACUGUUCUUGUGUCUAUAUGAAACAUUUCACUGUGAUCCAGUCUACAAGUUGAUGUAUACAGCGAAAUGGGUAAUUGAGCCAUGGUAAUUUGUGGCAAAAACCUAUAUAUACCUAUAUAGCAUAUAUACCAGCCUUCCAGCAACAGAAUUUUCCACUUGCUGUAAAAACUCAAUGCACAAUGUCAUGAGCAUCUAAAUCUUGCAUUUCAGGAAUUUGCUUUUUAAUGUAAAAAAUAAAAUAAAAAUGGUUUUAAGCCUUGUUUAUUCACAGUAA
Molecule: messenger RNA, 3238 nt
Organism: Conger conger (European conger)
Lineage: Eukaryota; Metazoa; Chordata; Actinopteri; Anguilliformes; Congridae
Gene: abce1
Product: ATP-binding cassette, sub-family E (OABP), member 1
Exons: 18
Coding region: 238-2037 (599 amino acids)
Biological process (GO): ribosomal subunit export from nucleus; translational initiation; translational termination
Molecular function (GO): ATP hydrolysis activity; ATP binding; ribosomal small subunit binding
Source: RefSeq, a predicted model, not a curated record